CCAAGGUUACCUACCUACCUACCUACCUACCCACCUAUUCCGUACUACUUUCUCUCUCUCUCUCUCUCUCUCUCCAAACACCCAACCAUGACGACGACUACCACGGCGGCACAGAAACGGCGGCGGCUGGUAGGCGUGUCAACCAAGAUGUACUUUUCGGCACAGCGGACGAGGCAGUACGUGGGCGAGGUGUUGGGGCAGCUCGCAGCGGCGGGCGGGGCGGACGGGGCGGACGGGGCGGACGGGGUGGACAUCUUCAUCAUCCCCGACGUCAUCACGCUGGCGUCGGUGGUUGGGCAGGUGCGGUCGAGCGGCGUGCCGGUGCUGGUGGGGGCGCAGGAUGCAUUCUGGGAGGACGCAGGGUCGUACACGGGGUCGGUGUCGCCGGCGGUGCUGGCCGAGGUGGGCUGCCGCAUGGUCGAGGUGGGCCACGCGGAGCGGCGGCGGCUGUUUGGCGAGACGGACGCAGACACGGCCAGCAAGGCGGCGGCGGCGGCGAGGAACGGGCUCACGCCGCUGGUGUGCGUGGGCGAGGCCAGCCGGGGCGCCGUGAGCAUGGCGGCCGGCCAGUGCGCGUCGCAGGUGCAGCGCGUCAUGGCAGCCGUGCCCGCCGCGGCAGAGGUCAUCCUGGCCUACGAGCCCGUGUGGGCCAUCGGCGCCGCAGAGCCCGCCGCCCCCGAGCACGUCGCCGCCGUCGUGGCCGCCCUGAGGGAGCUGCCGUGCGUGGCCGACCGUGACGGCCCCGUCCGCAUCAUCUACGGCGGCUCCGCCGGCCCGGGCCUGUUCCAACAGCUCAAGCACUCGGUCGACGGCCUGUUCCUCGGCCGCUUCGCCCACGACCCGGACGCCUUCGUCAAGACCAUCCACGAGGUCGCCGCUGCAUGAGCCACGUAGACUGUUGGUGAGGGAGAGAGGGAGUGUGUGCACCACGCGCGCCGCGCCCGGUGACGACACCCCUGCACGCCAGCCGAGGGGCAGGGGGGCAGGGGGGCAGCAUCCAAU
Diaporthe batatas is the source of this 1002-nucleotide messenger RNA. RefSeq lists its product as uncharacterized. The transcript has 2 exons. Lineage: Eukaryota; Fungi; Ascomycota; Sordariomycetes; Diaporthales; Diaporthaceae. The record is from RefSeq and is a predicted model, not a curated record. The coding region runs from base 88 to 885 and encodes 265 amino acids. Gene Ontology annotation, cellular component: cytosol. Gene Ontology annotation, biological process: glyceraldehyde-3-phosphate biosynthetic process; gluconeogenesis; glycolytic process. Gene Ontology annotation, molecular function: triose-phosphate isomerase activity.